This is a messenger RNA of Saccostrea echinata, 2256 nucleotides long. RefSeq names its product FMRFamide receptor-like. The transcript has 3 exons. Gene Ontology annotation, molecular function: G protein-coupled receptor activity. Gene Ontology annotation, biological process: G protein-coupled receptor signaling pathway. The coding region runs from base 809 to 1993 and encodes 394 amino acids. NCBI's taxonomy places the organism in Eukaryota, Metazoa, Mollusca, Bivalvia, Ostreida, Ostreidae. Gene Ontology annotation, cellular component: membrane. The record is from RefSeq and is a predicted model, not a curated record.
UAUUGACACAAGGCAAUAAGGCAGAAUCUAUUGGUUUUAGAGGCUUGAAAUGACUGACCGAUAAACAUCGACUCUAGAACCAGAGGCGAGCCAACCAUUUGGUUCUUUGAAGAAGUAUUGGACGAAUCAGUGUCUGAAGGCUAUUUCUUGCUUAGGGAAUAUACUGUAGGAGUUGUAUCUUGUAGAUAAGUAAGAAAAUUCCUAGAAAGUGUCCGUAGUGGUAGCUUAAAAUAACCAAUCUCCGUAUCAAAAGGUGAAAAGUGUGUAUGUGUGCGUGUGUUUUCAAAACAAGCGAUAUUUUUUAGGAACAUAUAUUCGAUUUCCGAACUCUGGUCAUUGGUAUUUUCAGGAAAAAAUUAGAAUAUUGCGGAAGUGAGUUUAACAUGUUUAAUCUUUUCUGUUGUUGCCCUGUGACGUAAAAAUCGGUAUUCGUGUAUGUCUGCAACAAAUUUAAAUGCAAUAAGGCAAAUCUAAGAUGGAGAGAAAUGAGAUUGGGUGACGAGGGACAGGCAAUGUAAAUGAGGAUUUGUUGUAAUUAAUCGCUAGCAAUAAAUUGGUAAGGGCAGUGAUCCGGCGGUCCAGUUAGAUAAAGUGAACAGAGAGUUGGUCACAGAGACCCACUGCCAAAACUUUAAUCAAGAGUCGUCUACAAUUACCAUUCAGACCCGAAGUCAUUCGGGAUUUUUUGAAGUUUGAGUGGUUUAUAUUCAAACGGUGGCCAAGAAACACAAUUCACACAAGAGGAAGUAACAUGUGAAUUUGAUUAAUAUAAUUACCAGUAACCGAAACUAAUAGAUUUAUUCCAGUAAUGACUACUUCUAUAACAGGAUUGCCAAACAUAACGGAAAUGGCAUUUAAUGCCACUACAAAUGAACAAAGCACUUCUUUGCUCUCAGAAAAAACUGCCGAAUCACUCAAAGUGACAAGACUAGUUGUGAAACAAAUCUUAAUACCUAUCAUCGCAACCGCAGGAAUAAUAGGAAACAUCUUAAAUAUAAUUGUUUUACGGAACCGGAAGAUGCGCAGUUCUACAAACGUGUACCUAUCGGCCCUGGCUGUGUGCGAUAUGCUUUACCUGAUCUUUACACUAACGUUAUCCUUCAUUCACUGCAACACUGCUGAUCAGCCUAAAUCAGCCUUUCAUUUUGUACCCCGUGCCCGAGUUUUUUCGGAUUUAUUUGGGAAUACUGCCGUUUGGUUGACCGUCGCCUUCACAAUUGAAAGGUACAUCGGAGUUUGUCACCCCAUGCGUGGCAAAGUAUGGUGCACUGUUGGUAAAGCCAAGAUAUUGUCAGUCCUUGUUUUUGGAGUUUCCUUGGUAAACACUUUCCCGGAGUUUUUUGAAAUGGAAAUAGUGGAAUCAUUUUCAAAUGGAACAACUUCUUAUUCAUGUGAACAGACAUCUUUCGGAAAGUCAGAGUCUUACUCAAUUGGCUAUUAUUGGUGGUUCGUCACAUUCUUUACCUUUGUUCCGUUUGUCUUCCUGUUUGUUUUCAACAGUGUAUUAAUCAAAUCUGUGUGGAAAGCCAGCAAAAGAAGACAUCAAUUGUCUAAUUUCUCAGUGGUUGGAGAGAACUCGCGACAGCAGAGCGAACAGCAUAAGGUGACCACCAUGUUGAUUACGGUAGUACUGAUUUUUCUUUUAUGUCAGCUGCCUUGGACUGUACUUUUGAUGUACCGGACGUAUCUUGAUGCCAAUGAUCUAUUAAAAUCUCAGAUGACUUUCAUCCUUAUAUCUGGAAAUAUAUGUAAUUUGUUGGUGAUCAUGAACGCGUCGGGUAAUUUUUUGCUUUAUUCAUACUUCAGUAGCAGAUUUCGCAGGACAUUCGCUAAAGUAUUCUGUAGAUGGCGGAAGAUACAUAAAACGUCACGGGGAUCAACCAGUAGCACGUGGAAGUCCUCCAGAUAUGCCAGUAGCAGUACCGCAACUACUACGUCAUCGUGUCAUUCAAAACGAGGCACGCUGUCAAGGUCAAGUAAAGGCUUGAAAUAGCAGUUACUCUUAUACCUAACAUCCAAUCGCAAAAGCGCAAUCUGUUUAACUUGCUUUAUCAUGUGUGUCAAAUGUUGUACAAUUCUACUUAAUUUCUAAGACAUCUGUGAAACUUUUAUUUAUAACAAUUAAAUAUUAUGAGAGUAUAUUGUAUUCAAGCACAAAAAGAUGUCGUGCUGAUAUGUACGUUUCAAAUAGUACGUAUUUGCUUGAUAAUUAUCCAAUACAUUUUUUUUUAUCUUUUAUUAUUAAUUCAUUAAAGA